GGGAGGGCCGGGCCCGGCGGAGCGGCGGCGGCGGCGGCGGGAUGCUGGCGCGGGCGGGGCGCGAGGCCGGACGGGGCCUGCUGCAGCGCUCCCAACAGCUGAAGCGCGCAGCGUGGCUGGCGCCGGUGCCGCGGCGCUGGAACUCGGGCCUGCCCGUGAACAUCGGGGUGCUCUUCGUGCCGCAGCAGGAGGCUUGGGUGGUGGAGAGGAUGGGCAAGUUCCACCGAAUCCUCGAGCCUGGUUUGAACUUUCUCAUCCCUUUGCUGGAUCGGAUUCGUUACGUGCAAAGUCUUAAGGAAAUCGUCAUUAACGUCCCAGAGCAGUCUGCAGUUACUCUGGAUAACGUCACCCUGCAGAUUGACGGCGUCCUCUAUCUGCGGGUCAUGGACCCGUACAAGGCCAGUUAUGGGGUGGAGGAUCCUGAGUAUGCAGUGACCCAGCUGGCCCAGACUACCAUGAGAUCCGAACUGGGCAAACUCUCCCUCGACAGAGUCUUCCGGGAGCGUGAGUCCCUCAACGCCAGCAUUGUGGAUGCUAUCAACCAGGCCUCAGACUACUGGGGCAUCCGGUGCCUACGCUACGAGAUUAAGGACAUCCAUGUGCCCCCACGCGUGAAGGAGUCCAUGCAGAUGCAGGUGGAGGCGGAGCGACGGAAGCGAGCGACGGUGCUGGAGUCGGAGGGGACCCGGGAAUCUGCUAUCAAUGUGGCUGAGGGGCAGAAGCAGGCCCAGAUCCUGGCAUCAGAAGCUGAAAAGGCUGAACAGAUCAACAAAGCUGCUGGAGAAGCCAACGCCAUGCUGGUCAAGGCCAGGGCCAAGGCUGAGGCUAUUCAGCUCCUGGCGGCUGCUCUGGCGCAGCAGCAUGGCAACGCAGCUGCCUCUCUCUCCGUGGCUGAGCAGUACGUGAGCGCCUUCUCCAAGCUUGCCAAAGACUCCAACACAGUCCUGCUGCCAGCCAACACUGGCGACGUCACCAACAUGGUCGCGCAGGCCCUGGGCAUCUACAGCACACUGACCAAGCCACAAGCUGUGAAGACACAGGAUGAGAUACCUCCAGCCCACAAGGAUCUCCAGCCCCCCAGCACGGAGGUGCUUAAGGUGGAACAGGCAAAAUCCAGCUAGCAGGGCUGGAAGGACACUGGACAUAUUGCUGUGGCAGCACACCAAGGGAGGGGGAUCUGAGCCCAGGGCCUGCCAGGCUACAGGAGAUCCUGUCCUGCUGCUGCCUUCCCCAGUCAGACACUUUUCUUCCUCUUUUGGUUCUUAUUUUGUAUUUGGAUUUAAUCAUGUAAUAAAGGAAAAGGUACUGGUGCUGCA
This is a messenger RNA of Rhea pennata, 1316 nucleotides long. RefSeq names its product stomatin like 2 (gene STOML2). The record is from RefSeq and is a predicted model, not a curated record. The transcript has 10 exons. NCBI's taxonomy places the organism in Eukaryota, Metazoa, Chordata, Aves, Rheiformes, Rheidae. Gene Ontology annotation, cellular component: mitochondrion; membrane. Gene Ontology annotation, biological process: mitochondrion organization. The coding region runs from base 42 to 1121 and encodes 359 amino acids.